AUACUGACCGUCCAAACAUCGCCGGAGGGUAUAAAGGCGGGGGAGGAGGGAGGAUUCCUCGUGUUCUCCACGCGAUGCGGUGAAUUUUCCGGCGGUACUUUCAGGGGCGAUCCGAAAAUCGACGGUCCAUAUUUGUCCCUGCCCACCGGCUUGCGCGAAACCCGAGUUCGUGAGGCAUCGUUUGUCAGGAAUGGAGUUUUUUAGAGGUCUCAGUGACGAGCCAUCAUCAGAGCUGGUCUUUGCUCAACAGGAUAUCCAAAGAUGUCCAUUUCUGAGGAACAUCAACGAGCCGACAAACUUUUCCUUCUCUUCAAGAUUGGGUUUCCCUAUACCUGUGAGAGGAGCUAAAGGGCCCAUUUUUGAGGAUGGGCCUAAUUUUGACUUGGCAUUCAGGCUUUUCCAUGGUCGUGAUGGAGUUGUUCCACUUACUGGAACAUCCUUUCACAAGCCAGAUACUUUGGAGCCUGAAUCUGCUCCAAAAUUUAACCCGUUGGCUGCAAAAGCAGCAACAAUAAGCCUUUCAGCCUUUGGACCUGGGGGCCCCUUCAGCUUUGAUUUUUUCUCUGAGAAAUGGAAGAAACAAAAUCAGAGGCCUUCAUCCAAGAAAGAAGGUUCCCAGCAGGGAAGCUCUCACGAAGCAAUGAGCAAUGAAUGGCUUGAAACUGGGAACUGUCCAAUUGCAAAAUCCUAUAGAGCAGUAAGUCAUGUCCUGCCACUUGUUGCCAAAGCAUUGCAACCACCUCCAGGUAUAAAGCUCAAGUGCCCACCUGCUGUUGUUGCUGCCCGGGCAGCUCUGGCGCGAACUGCACUUGUGAAGAACCUAAGACCACAGCCCCUGCCUGAAAAAAUGCUUGUAAUUGGCAUGUUGGGCAUGGCUGCUAAUGUUCCUUUGGGCGUAUGGAGAGAGCAUACCAAGAAAUUUUCUCCAUCUUGGUUUGUUGCCAUCCAUGCUGCAAUUCCAUUCAUAGCUAUGUUGAGGAAGUCUGUGCUUAUGCCCAAGUCAGCAAUGGCAUUCACGAUUGCAGCUUCAGUUUUGGGUCAGGUAAUUGGCUCAAGAGCUGAGAGGUACAGAUUGAAGAAACUAGCAGCACGAGCAAACGUGGAGUCAGCAGUAAUGCCGACGCAGGUGUUCAAAGUGGAAAAUGGUGGAGAUGCAGUUAGCGCACCUCUUGCAGCUGGAGCUGACGGGAGUACCUCCCACCCUGAGCACCGGGGUGGGACUGGGACGUGCGGAAUGUAUGUCUGGAGCCCACUUCCACUGAAGGCGUCUCCAGAAUCUUCUACUGAAGAAGUUUGUUUCUAAGUUGGCUCGUGGGGAGUCUGGGUGACUCUUUAUUUCUUUGAGGUUCUGCAUGUAUGUUGGAGAUUGCAGGAAUAAAUAAAAACACCACACUUUGUUUAACGUAAACAAAACUGCCGGUUUUACCAGGUUUGAACUUAGUGUAAACUGGUUGAACUUGCAAAAGUUUGUCUUUAGUUCUGGUUGUCCUAAAAAAUCUUUGAUGAAAUAGCAUCUAUUAUUCUAAGA
Messenger RNA from Nymphaea colorata (pocket water lily), 1528 nucleotides. RefSeq lists its product as uncharacterized. NCBI's taxonomy places the organism in Eukaryota, Viridiplantae, Streptophyta, Magnoliopsida, Nymphaeales, Nymphaeaceae. The coding region runs from base 191 to 1303 and encodes 370 amino acids. Gene Ontology annotation, cellular component: chloroplast. The record is from RefSeq and is a predicted model, not a curated record. The transcript is spliced from 4 exons.